CCAAACUGUCAUCACUGGCUGGAAACUCGAAACUGUCACCUGAAAACUAGCUCAACUCGCAUUACACUCAAUUCAAAUGGUGGAAAAAGGAGACUUGCAGAAAAUCCCAAGAAUUUUUUCUUUUUAAAGAGAAGGGCAGUGCUCGAUAGAAAUUGCAAGUGAAAAAAAUUUAAAGUUUCGAAAACCGCGAUAUUUGUUUCGCCAACCCUGCAGUGGGGGUCUUGUUUUUUUGUUUUGUACCCGUUUUCAUUCGGCAACGAAAAGAUUCCUAAAGAAAAUUGAAGAAUUAACCAGGUAAAAGAGCUAGGAACAUGGACGGCGACAAGCAGCUGGAAAAGCAGCUGGAGCAAGAGCUGGACGACAUGCCGGCCCAGGAUUUGGACGACGACGAUACCUACGAUGAGUACGAUCUGAUAGUGAUUCCCGACCAGGCCAAGACCUCGCCAAAGAAGGAGACGGCGGCGGCCGAGGAGGAUGAGGAGGAGGAGGAGAUCCAGGAAGUCGAAGACGACGACGACGACGACGACGACGAUGAUGAGGAGGAGGAGGAGGAAGAUGCUCCGCAAAGAGUCGUGACAAAGCUGGGGCUGCGCUGCACUUGGCCAGAUCCCGUCGCCAGCGAGGAUUUGACCACCAUUGAGUUGAUCUCCUCGGACGAUGAGCCGUCCAUGGAGGAGGAGCCAGCUGGCAACCGUUCCCCUUCCUCCUCCAACAGCAGCGAUGUGGUGGGCGUAAUCGAGGACUCCGACAGCGAGCUCUCCAGCGACAGUGACGGACCCGGUGGAACCAACCAGCUGGAGCAAUCCUACGAGGAUCUAAUGGCGCAGCCCAACAAGCACUUCGCCCAACUGGUCGCCAUCAGCGAAAUAGCUUUCAAACUAAACGACCUGGAGAAGAUCGAGUCAUCGGUGCUGACCCUACAAAAUCUGGCCACUGUGCCGGCUCAUAUUUGGCUAAAGUAUCUCAAGGCCCGCCUGGUGGUCACCCAGACGCCCGACGAGCGCAAGGAAUUCGAGGAAAAGUGCGCCAAAGCACUGAGCUUCUACUACAACAUACCGCUCUCCGAAUUCAUUGUAAACUACCUGGUGGACCAGGGAAAUGUUGAGAAUCAUGUGCUCUGGGCCAAACUGCUGGCCGACUACCACGUGGAGCGUCCAGACUUUGGCGACAAGCUGCGCCAGGUGCUGUCCACCAUCACCGACGAAAAGGAGGCCGCCGCAUUUGAGGAAGUCCUGCAGAAGCACUGCGUCAGCUGGAAAUGCGGCAAGGAACAGCGCCAGGUCAUCAAAGCCAUCGUGGACGACUAUAAGCGUUAUCUGGACGAUAUGAAGACGCAGCACAGUGACUGGGAUUGGACCAAGGUACUCAAGCAGCAUGUGGCCGAGGCACAGGUGGUGUUCUCCGAGGAAGACCUCAAGAAUGCGGUGAUCCGCUUCUUCUUUGAACGCACUGUGUCCAAGUUUCCCAUUGCCGAUAUCCUGUGGCUCACCUACAUCGAGUUCGUCCAGGGCGAAGGCGGCACUGCCGAGGAGGACGAGGAGGAAAACGCCGAAUUGGCGGCCAAGAGACUAAGCCGCUUGGGCAAGGGCUUCUUGCGCUGCAACGCACUGGAGUUGGCCAGGCGCGGCGUACGCAGUCGUCCCAGUGUGCGGCUGAACCACAAAUACCUAGAUCUAAUGGAACGCGCCGACUUCGAGCAGACCGCAGUGGACGAACAGAUCCGCACAAUACUGCAGCGCAUAGUGCCCGAUAUGACGAUGACGGUGGAGCUGCAUCUGGACUAUCUGGCCUAUCGUGUGCGCAACACCAAUGCCGGCGACGAAGAGCAGGCCGCCAGUCUGCGUGCCGCCUUCAACAGCGUCUGGGAAGAGCUCUCCUCGCUGUAUGGCGACAAGGCAGACACUCGCUAUGAGGUUCUGCAGCUGUGGGCCCAGGUGGAGUACACACACCUGGCCAGUCCGGUCAAUGGAUCGCACAUUUGGCGUCAGAUAAUGGGCUAUCCUGGCAGCUCGCAGCGCGGCUCCCUUUGGCUGGGCUAUGCCCAGAUGGAAAGCGAGUACAAUGCUGGCCAGGGCACUCGCGAUAUUCUCCGGGAGGCCAUUUCACAGCCCACCCUGGAGGAUGGCAUACUGGUGAUGGAGCUCUACCGUCGCUAUGAACGCUGCUAUGGCACCUGUGAGUCUAUUGCGGCCUGUCAGGCCAUGGAAAUGCCAGGUGAUAGGCCGCGUCCGCGCAUCAAAGUCCAGCAGGUAUAUCCUCGCCAGCAGCAGCCGCCACCACAGAAUCGGGAGCCAUUGAAUCGCGAGCAGCGUCGCCGCCAGGCGCAUGAGCAACAACAGCCGCCGCUGGGCAAGAAGAGGGCUCUGCCCAAAUCUGCUUCUCGUACUGAAUCCCCAGAAGGUUCACAGCCACCAUCUAAGGCCAGGCUCGCCGAGAACCCGACUGCUGCAGAGGCAAAGGAAUCUAACUUUAAGUAUUCGCCCAAUUUGGAGAUCAACAAGAUCUUUGUGAGGAACCUGCAUCCCGCCUGCACCAAAGAGGAGUUGCAUGGGCUAUUCUCGCCCUUUGGCAACAUCAAAGAUGUGCGCCUGGUGCACAAGCAGAACAAGCAGUUCAAGGGCAUUGCCUACGUAGAGUUCGAGAAGCCAGGAGAGGCUCAACGAGCAGUGGCAGGAUGCGAUGGUCAACUGCUGAGGGGCAUGAAUAUUUCCGUGGCCAUAUCCAACCCACCGCCGAGGGGCUCCACCUCUGAUGUCCCGAAGCCCAGUGUGGCGCCCAAGAGACGCGUGCCCACCUCGCUGAUACCCACGACUUUAGUGCGCCAAGAGGUGGCCGCCAAGAAGCGUCGCCUGGAGCAGGUCACUUUGGAGCGCGACGGCGACGGCGACGAGGCCACUACGUCAUCGACUCCAGCUGCCGCCGACGAGUCCACUGAGCCAGAGGCCAAUGGUAAACCAACCAUCCCCGUGGAGGAAAAGAAGGAGGAAGAAGAGCCAGCCGCUGCGCCAAAGUCAAACGAUGACUUCCGCAAGCUAUUUCUUAAGGAUUAGAGUGUAAUCCCAUCUGGCUGAGCCAGGGAGCCAGCAGCUAGGAGCUAGGAGCCAGCCAAAUGUUAGGCCCAGCGAUUAGUUUGUAUUUAACGACGAAUAUUCGGAAAUUACAUUUGUAAGACUUUAGGCAGCCGAAACUGAACCAAAAGGUAAAUUUAAUGUACAAAUUGAAACAGACAGACGUAAGACAACGGUUUGUUCGAUCCGUAAUUGGUUUUAAAUGUUAACCAAGUAAAACAAAUGCAGAAUAAAACGUACAUCUCAAAAUGUUACCGAAAAAAAAACAAGAAAAUACAUAUGAAUAUAAGUCAGUUUUAUAAAUGUUAGCCCUCUAGUUGAGAAAUCCUUAUAUCUGUGAAUCCUGGAAAUCCAGAAAAUGCCACUACUUGUCGUUCCACAAAGACGAUUUUAAAAAGUACCCGAAACCGAAAUAAAUGUACAAAAAAACGUGAGUUGAUUAAAA
Messenger RNA from Drosophila suzukii, 3513 nucleotides. It is a transcript of the gene Rnp4F, whose product is annotated as RNA-binding protein 4F. Gene Ontology annotation, biological process: mRNA splicing, via spliceosome. NCBI's taxonomy places the organism in Eukaryota, Metazoa, Arthropoda, Insecta, Diptera, Drosophilidae. The record is from RefSeq and is a predicted model, not a curated record. Gene Ontology annotation, cellular component: cytoplasm; ASAP complex; nucleoplasm. Gene Ontology annotation, molecular function: RNA binding; protein binding.